GGGCCACAGAAACGUUACUUAGGGCCACAGAAUUGUUACUCAGGGACAGACACAGAAUUGUUACUGAGGGACACAGAAUUGUUACUGAGGGCCACAGAACCGUUACUGAGGGCCACAGAAUUGUUACUCAGGGACACAGAAUUGUUACUGAGGGCCACAGAACCGUUACUUAGGGCCACAGAAUUGUUACUCAGGGACAGACACAGAAUUGUUACUCAGGGACACAGAAUUGUUACUGAGGGACAGACACAGAAUUGUUACUGAGGGGCCACAGAAUUGUUACUGAGGGCCACAGAAUUGUUACUUAGGGCCACAGAAACGUUACUCAGGGACACAGAAUUGUUACUGAGGGCCACAGAACAGAAUUGUUACAGGGCCACAGAAUUGUUACUCAGGGACAGACACAGAAUUGUUUACUGAGGGA
Staurois parvus is the source of this 424-nucleotide messenger RNA. Lineage: Eukaryota; Metazoa; Chordata; Amphibia; Anura; Ranidae. The record is from the annotation of a GenBank genome assembly.